Phalacrocorax carbo (great cormorant) is the source of this 3715-nucleotide messenger RNA. The record is from RefSeq and is a predicted model, not a curated record. NCBI's taxonomy places the organism in Eukaryota, Metazoa, Chordata, Aves, Suliformes, Phalacrocoracidae.
ACGUCACAGCGCCCAAUUUGCUGUCAGCGGCUGGUGCGGUCCCGCGGCACGGGUCGGGGGUGCGCUCCGCUCCGCUGCGCUUUUGGGGGCGUCCGGGGGUUCGCUGAGUACCCGGCCGUAGGGGAGGGAGCCGCAGCAGCCCUCGGGAAGGAAGGUGACAGCCCGGCAGCAUGAAGUUCCAGUACAAGGAAGACCACCCGUUCGAGUACAGGAAAAAAGAAGGGGAGAAGAUCAGGAAGAAAUACCCCGACAGGGUCCCUGUAAUUGUGGAAAAAGCACCAAAAGCCAGAGUACCCGACCUAGACAAAAGGAAGUAUCUUGUGCCUUCUGACCUCACAGUUGGCCAAUUCUACUUCUUAAUCCGAAAGCGGAUCCACCUGAGGCCAGAAGAUGCCCUGUUCUUCUUUGUCAAUAAUACCAUCCCUCCCACCAGUGCUACCAUGGGCCAGCUGUAUGAGGAUAACCACGAGGAGGACUAUUUUCUCUAUGUGGCCUACAGCGAUGAGAGCGUCUAUGGCAAGUGAGCACCAGCCCCCCAGGCAUGCAGGCGAGAUGGACUGAUGGAAUGGACUGGGGGGGAUGUUGGAGAGGAGGAAGGAGAAUGCCUGAGAAGCAGGGAAGAGAAUUGGAAGUGAACCACAUGCACAAUGCCAUCACGUUCCAUGCAUUAAUUAUAACCAUUAUUUUUUAAAUAGAGGGGAGGGAGGGUAUGGGGACAGUGUAUGAAAGGGUGAACUGAAAGGCGAAUGAGGGGUUCUGCACUAAAAGAUGGGGACACUCCACUGUUUGUAGUUUUUCUCUUGCCACAGCUGGAAGUAGUUAGCCAGUACUGGAGGCUGCUAGACAAGCCAGUGUGGUGGAGCUCUGGGAGAGCGACUGGGUACAAUGGCCAUUUUUGUGUAACCCUUUCAUUGGAUGAAGAAGGCAUGCUGUGUUUUUAUUGUACACUGACCUUGUCACGCCUGACCAAUGGCAUGGGCUGCACUCCUGUAAGCAUUCAGUGAGCUGUGAAAUACUUCACUCUGCCCACACAAGGCUGUCCUGUGCUUACAGUCCUCACUCCAGCUGCUACCUGUGAAGCGUUUCAAGAGUAUUGUGUUUCCCAUCACUUCCAUCAGUAUUAGAAGGGCUAACUCUGAGAGCUGGGAACUCCUCAGCUGUGAGUCGUGAAGGUUGGGGAAAAGAAGGAAGGAUUUUAUUUUUUUCCUUUGUUGCUUUAAUUGCAAGUGCUGGACAGAAAAAAAUGAGACGACCCUUUUGUUCUUUUCAGUGGAGCCAACUGGUAAAGCAUAGGGCUAGAAAGGACCUCAAGACAAUGACUAGCCCACUCCAGCUCUGAGACAGGACUGAGUAUACCAAACAUGUCCACCAUGGCUGCUCAUCUAACUUGUUCAUAGUGAACUUCACUGAGGCAGAUCCUGGAGGCUGCUGAGAUUGUCCAGUUCCUAGCUAGCCUACAAGUGAGAGAGCUUUUCUUGGUACCUAACUUUAGUCUCCCUAGCUGUGCAUUAAGACAACUGACUACUAAUGCUCUUGUUAUUGGUGAAUGCAGAAAAUUAUCUGAGUGUUGUCCUUGUACCAAUCUUCUGCAGAAUUUAAGGUGGCAGAACUCCCAUGGGUUUAGCCUUCCCUUCCACGUCUCAUUCCUGUACAGCUCUUGCACCACAUGCACAAACGGAAUAAUUUAGUCACUCCCACAUGUGUUUUGCUGGCUUUUUGUGAUUGGAAAACAGUGCCACGCUUUGCCACAAGAGUGGCACUGUUUGCUUUUAGACUCAAAGGGGAAGGGGUAUAUACUCUUUGUAGAUUUUUUUUUUUUAAUUAUUUUAUUUUAAGCCAGUGUUGUUCUUAGAAAGGUGCCAGAUAGAUGCUGUCCUGUGCAAGCCUUACACUGUCAUGCCAAAGCAGUUUCUUCCCAGUGGCACAAACAGCAGAUUUUCCCAUAACUGCCCUAACUCUGAUGAAGCGAUGGGGUUUGGGGAGUGAGCUUUCAGGAAAAUUCUGGGUGUUAUCUAAAAAUCAGAGAACUGGACCUGAAUUACUGUAAACAUUCCUACACUUAAGGGAGGGACCAAAGGAGAGAGGAGAAGACAAGAAGGAUGAAGACGACAGGCAGAUUCCAAAAUAAGUUGAGGGUGUUUGCUCUAUUUACAUGAAGUUAGAUCCCAGUUCUCUGCAUUCCUCAGGAAUAAAGAUAAGUGCUCCUGUGAUUGUGGGAGACAGGAAACCAAGUUUCAGCCUUCUCUGAUGUUGUUCCACAGAGAUAUACAAGGCUGAAGAGCAGGCUGGGAGUGUAAAGUGGGACUCACUGGCAGAACUGUGUGAAGGUCAGGGAAGGCAGUGUAGUGGUGUUAUCCCAAAAGCGGGAUUGUUCACCUGGUGUGCAAUAUGCCAAGAUACACACAGAGUGGAGGUAUUUUAUUCGUUUCAUAUUUGCAAAAAGGUGGGCGCUAGGUGGUAACUCCACAAAGCUUGCACACAGCACAAAGAAACUACAACAUAUUUAUCUUGUUACAUGAUUAGUAAAAACCUGCCUAAAUUCAUAUUUGUUGGUAAUUAUCAUCUCAUCUGCUAUUGGUUAGCCAUAUUUUAAUUAGCCUCACUAGCUAUGUAAAGUAGCAUGCAUGUUCCUUACAGGACUGGGGGAACAAGUCUUCUCAGUCCUGAAUUUAGUCGGUGGUAGUAAUCUCCCCCUGCCACAUUUACCUUUCUCUCAGUUACUGCAGUAUCAGUCUUUCAGUUCUUCUUCAAGGAUAUAGUUGUAAAACAAAUACUUCCCUAUCUCUCAGCUCUCUCCUCUAACUGCCAGAUUCUGUUGGUUCAUUGUUCCUACUUAGUGGAAAAUUCCAUUUUCUGUGCUGUGUCAGCGGGGCAGAAGGGUCACUGCCUGUGUGGUAUGGGAAGUAGCAGAGGAAUGGGAGAGAAAAGAGGGAGCACAAAGGGUGUAGAGAGAGGAAUCAUAACAGGCAGACAGAAAAUGGUGGAAGAAAGAGUUAAAUGAGUCAGUUAGUAUUCCCCAGUUUUUUAUCCUGAACUUCAGGUUUGCUGUUCCAUCAUGUGUUCAUCUGGAAUAAAUGCGUUUGGAUGAGUUGUACCUACUGCCAAGUUAGAUAACUUCAGCUUCUGCCUGCAGUGCUCAGUCCUCUCUUUUUGGCCCACUCUCCUGCAAUUAUCAGGCUCUUUUCACAUCCUUUGGGUGCAAAUCUGCAUCAGCCUCUUGUUUUAGAAAGCUCUGACUGUUCUGAAGCAGAGAACAGACCCAGGAGGCUUUCUAGGGUAAAAGACAAGAUGCAGGCAGAUGGUGUGCAUCUCUCUACCACUGUCCCACUUGAUCAUGCACAUGCUGCCAAGCACAUGGUUGUGUGUUGUCUCAAAUGAGCCCGUGCUUAGCCACACUCAGGGGAGAAAGAGUUGGCGUCUAGGGUGCUUGGUUUUCUGUUCAGACCUCCCCUCCCCUUCCACUGCUGGGUUUAUAAGCGACAUGUGUGGGACUACUUUCAGCUGUUUGUUACAUGUAGAGUUUACAGUUUAAUUUAGUUAUUUUAUGGUUCUUUUAACUGGAUUGUGGCAUUUACUUGUUUUUGCGCUAGUCCGGUAGUGUACGAGGUAAUGAUGGUAAUUCUUUUUUGUGUUGGUUAGCUGCAGGUUCUUGUAAAAUAAAGUUCAUACUACUUGAGCUAAAUCAACCGAUCAAUAAAGACGCAUUUGAAAAUCA